Tympanuchus pallidicinctus (lesser prairie-chicken) is the source of this 6232-nucleotide messenger RNA. It is a transcript of the gene NFILZ, whose product is annotated as NFIL3 like basic leucine zipper. The record is from RefSeq and is a predicted model, not a curated record. The transcript has 2 exons. Gene Ontology annotation, cellular component: nucleus. NCBI's taxonomy places the organism in Eukaryota, Metazoa, Chordata, Aves, Galliformes, Phasianidae. Bases 3509 to 4381 code for a protein of 290 amino acids. Gene Ontology annotation, biological process: DNA-templated transcription; regulation of DNA-templated transcription; circadian rhythm. Gene Ontology annotation, molecular function: DNA binding; DNA-binding transcription factor activity.
GUCCUACCUUGAGUCACAGUGUACAGGGGGAGGUGCCUGGAAGCAGAGGAGAGCUGGAUGGAGCAAACCACAUGAAGAUUCUUUAUCCAUCAGCAGCACACACUGAGGGUUCUGCAGACCAAGAACUGCAAAACUCUGUAGCUUGCAAAGAAUCAUCAGCAACUUUGAGGUUUUAAGAGAUUUUCAAAGCAUUUCCAGUCUUAGAGUCCACUGUCAACAAACGGUAAAAUUUUGAGGUUGAUUUGCAAUACCUGAGUUGCUUUGAGGCUAGCUGCCGUGGGCAGUGCAGCCUGCACAGUGCUUUGAUCACAAAUAUGGAGGAAUUGAAGGAGGUUUGUACAGCUUACAGUUGUAAGAACCUGCAGUUCUGCUGGUGAGGCUGGGGAGGUUCAUGUUGUUUCAAAUGUCUUGCACCCCAAGACUGAAAACUGCAAUUCAACCCUAACAAAAACCCUGUUGUGAUUAAGCCCCUAAGGCAACGAUUUAAUCUAGAAUCUUAGUGCAUUCAAAAAGUUGGAUCUGUCUUUCAGCCCCCUGAAAGUCAAGUCUUUCUGUACAGAUUCAGAGGGCAUGGACAAGUUUUAAAAGAAAUCCUCGCAGGGUCUUGCAGUCUGGUUUUCAAGCAAAAACCCAGUGGAACGCAAAACUGUGGUGGAAACCAGCCUUUAGAAAACCUGGUCCAAAAAGUGAACAUGCUCAACUUUAAAGCUCUGUCUGAAAAGGCAUCGCAACACAUUGACAGACAUAGAGGCAUCGCAACACGUUGGCAGCCUUACAGCAACAUUUGGCAAUGUGAGUCAACAAUCUUUUGCGUGUUUUCAAAAUAGAUGUGCAGCAAAUACGUGACUUUGGCAGAUUCUCGUCGUUUCUGAGUCAGUUUUGUUUUGAAUGUAAGUUUAACACAUUGCCAGCGAGAUUUAUUCUUCCACUGGUAUGAACCACAGAAGCAGUUUUCCUGGAGCUCAGUAAUGUAGGUCCAUAGGUUUUCUCCCUGUCUUUUUUCCCUUCUUUCUGCUGUAGGAUCACGCCAUCUCCCAUUGAAAUACAAAAAGAGAUUAAUGCAUAUUGCUCAGCAGCAGCUGCUAACCGCUGCCUUAGCAUGGAUGUGAAAUAGUCAAGAACGUGAUUAGAAUAAUAGCCCUUCGCCUUAAAUAGGCCAGUAGGCUUAGAGAGCACUGUGAGAUAUUACCAAACCACAGACCGAGCAGCAGAGAGGACACAAGCAUGUUUACUGAGGUGCUUAGCAGUGCUUGUACCGCAUGAUGUUCCUGCGAGAAGUUUGCAAAGGUUUCUGCUGUAAAUCAUACCGUGCUCGCUGGGGCUUGCUGCUACUAUCUCAUUUUAUCAGGGCAAAUUCUGAAUAACUCCUGUGGGUUAGAUACUGAAGUAUUGAGGAGCUUGAGAUUAGUAGCUGAGAUCUGAUUUAGUUUAAGCUGGUGUGAUUGAGGAGUGUAAAACUGGGUAAAUGAUAGAAUGGCUGAGGAUAGAAGGGACUUUAAAGAUCAUGGAGCUCCAACCUCCUGCCUCAUUUCCAUCAGCAUAAAGCAAGGGUUGCUUGGCUCAACCUCUGUGCUGAUUUAAACUCUUUCAGUCUUAAAUUCUGCUGCCAGUUUGACUAUGGUGAAGUCAGACACCAGUGAUAUCUCCUUGGAUUGUCUCAUACGUAGAUGGGUGCUGCACUGAGUACAGAAAGGAAGCUGGAAAUGAAAGUUUGAUCCAGAAAUUGACACUGGAGUGAAAUGGAAUAAUGGGAUAAUGGAAUAAUAGAAUUGUGUUUUUUGUUUUGUUUUGUUUUGUUUUGUUUUGUUUUUUAAAGUAGUUGGAAGCUUUCUUCCUUUUGUUCCCCCUAGCAUCUAAUCUAAAUCUUUUUGUUUAAAACCAUUUCCCCUUGUCCAUGUAAAAAGUCCGUCUCCUGAUAGCUUCUUUUAAGUACUGAAAGGCCACGCUGAAGUCUCCUGGAGCCUUCUUUUCAUCAGUCUGUACAGCCCCAACCCUCAGCUUGUCCCCAUAGAAGAGGAUAGCAGAGGGAUUCCAACCUUCUGAGCAUCGUUGUAACUUCCCCUGGAUCCACACCAACAGCUGCACACCUUUCUUGUGCUGUGGGUUAAAAAAUCUUGCCUUCUUGUGUUCUUGAUUAAAAAAUGGCCCUCCUGGCUCUGUUUUAAAACAAGAUCCAGCUCAAAAGUAGAACUAGUGUUUGUAGAUAUGAAUUUGUGAUGUAAGUAGGGGUGAAAUGAGUGGAUGUGAAGAUUUAAGAAAAAGCCUUUAACAUAUAGAAGGAGAGGUGAUAUGAAAAGUGGUAACGCUUCUAUUUGUACAUUAAAGAUUAGUGAACUGUAAAGAACAAAACAUAGACAUUCACUUUAUUAAAAUGUUUGCAUUUUAGGUGAUCCGAUUCAUUCUCUGUUCUGAUUCAAGACAAAUAUGUGAUCCACUGCAGUGUUCAGUUUUACAGCUUCUAUCACCCACUCUCUGGAAAUGUGGGGGCCGUGGGCAGUCUGAUCUGCUGCCUGAUAAGGUGGUUGGCAAAACUGCCCACAGCAGAGGUGUUAAAAGUAGACAAUCUUCAAGAUCCCUUCCAGCCCAAGCCAUUCCAUUGAUUUAUGUCGUACUUGAAUUCACCCAAUAUUUCAUUAUCCAAGAACAAUUAGAUGGAGUCAGCCCAAAGAUCAGCCUGGUGCAAUCUUUUGUACUAUCUUUUGCUUUUGAUGGUCACACUAUCCCAAGGCAACAAAACUACAAAUUUUAAUGCUGCGUUGCACGAAGAUGUGCUUCCUUCUCUUUCUUUGUAAUCCACUGCCCAAUAACUCCAGUGCAUGUCCUUUAUUCUUGAGAAAUAAUGAGUUAGCCUUUCCGUAUACAGAAAUAAAUCUAUGCCUGUUCCAGUUGCCUUUUACUGGCACUAUUCUGAUUUUAUUGCAUCCUUGGGAAGAAGAAUAAUCUAACUUGAGUACCCCAAAUUAUGAUCAAACACAAAAAAAAACCCAAAAAACAACACAACAGAUUCACCACUGUUUGAUGAGGCAGUGUGUUUUAUUUAAAGAGAAGUGUGUAUCACCUCGUACAUCUGCAGUGAAGCAGUUCCUGUCAGAUAUAUUUUGCUGGAGGGCUCUGUACAACCUGUUGGAAAGUAUAGUUCAUCAGAGGCUACUUGGGGUGGAGAUAAGAGAAGAAGAGGUUGUUUGCUGGAAGGAAGAACUCAGGUUUUUUGUUACUUUUUUUGUUCUGUCUCAUGCGUAUCUCUUUUGGGUCCCUUUUAUUUCAUGUUCUUCCCAGCUACGUUAACUAGAGUCUGUUGGUUACCACAAUCUUGAAACUUCUUAUAGGGUGUCCUCAUGACAGGCACUGGGAGCAAGAGGUGGACAAGGAGAAGACAAACUACUUUGCCCGAUGCAGCUGAUGAAUUUACACAGUGAAAAAGCCACCUGUUCGUCUUUGACUCAUUCAACAAAGAAGUCACGUCAAAUACUAACUUGAAAAAUUCCUGAACUGAGCUGCGUCAACAACCAUGGACAACUUCAUGGCACCGCUGAGCGCCAUCGGCGACCUCACACUUCAGCACAGCAAAGCAAAGUUCCUGCACAGCAGAGUGAGCGGACCCUCCCGGCGCAAACGGGAGUUCAUGCCAGAUGAGAAGAAGGACAACAUGUACUGGGAGAAGAGACGCAAGAACAACGAGGCGGCCAAACGCUCGCGGGAGAAGAGGCGACUCAAUGACUUCGCCAUGGAGAGUCAGCUGGCCGCGCUCAGCGAGGAAAAUGCCAUCCUCAGGACGGAGCUGCUGGCCCUCAAACUGCGCUUUGGGCUCAUCAGCCCCGAUGCCAGCACCCAGCAGGGCCGCUCCCUGCAGGACUUCCUAGGGAUUUAUUUCCAAGGGCACAAAGGGCUCUCGCCGUUCCCUGAAGCAGAGCCCUUUGCUGGGGGUUCCCGCCUCUUCACAAAGAGCUUUGUGCCGAAGGUGCUGGAGCCGGCCGACUUUUCAUGCAAAGCCUUUAACCCAUCUAGAAACUUCCUUGGCUGUGACUCAAAGCCAGUUUCUAUGGACACACCUGGCCUUCACCAACCAAAGAGGCUCGAUUCAGCCUUCAGACCCACAGUUUGCUCUCCUUUCCUCGAUUUCCACUGCCCAGACAAACAUGUGUUCCAUUUGCCUUUCCCAGGCAGUGCCUGCUUCUCAUCCCCUUGUCCUGGUCUGGCAGAGAUGAGCAAGGAAAGCACCACGACUGUCUCAGAUGAAGAUGAUGAGCAGCAAGUGCCCAAAACUUCUCCUCCACCCCCAUGUAGCUUGCCCUCCCCUUCAGAAGAUCACACAAAGGGCCGAAGCUCUUCAGCUCUGCCUCACAAACUCCGGAUUAAGACCAAAGCCCUCGGAGGACAGUGACCAUGGAUCCCUCUGUGGAAGCAGAGACAACCUCUCUGGGAGCAGACGUGAUAUAUUCCAAUCACAUGAAGUGUUUGGAAGGAGGGGUGGGAGGGAAAUGUCUUUAAAGAAGGAAGUAAUUUUUUCUCUUUGGCAUAAAUGCUGAGGGAAGUUAUAGGGCUGGGCUGCAUCACUACAGCACAACUGCAGUUGGCCAUGAUGUCAGUCUUGCUGCGAUGGACCUGCCAGACCCCAUGGCUGCUGGUAAGCUUCAGUUUCACCUGGUUGCUCUACUUGCCAACCAAACAAAAACUUCAUAGCAUCACAGAAUGGGUUGGAGGGGAUCUUAAAGAUCAUCUCGUUCCAAGACCCAGCUGUGGGCUGGGUGCCCCCCACCAGAUCAGGCUGCUCAGGAUCCCAUCCAACCUUGAAGUGUGAAGGGAUGAGGGGCAGGAAGAGGCAAAGAGGUGGUGUCCACACCAUGAAACACAAUAGUGGCUCCACACCACUGCUACAGCUGCUGGGUGUGACCACCAUUUUAAUUCCCUUUGCUUUGUCAUCACCUCCAUCUUCACAAACAGGGAUGGAAAUCUAAUUGUUUAACACUGGAAAUUGUGGAUGGAAAGAGUUUCAUACCCUCCAGCUGUCUGGAGCAAGAAAAAGGAAUAGCAAUAAGAAGGCAGCAGAUUCACACUGGCAUGAACUGAGAGCAGAACCUGGUCCAUUUCAUCCUUACUUUGUCGUAAUUUAUCUUCAGAGGGAAUGAACUCUUUUUCUCUUUGACUGGAGACAGCGUGGUCCAUAAGAUACAUUUAUUUCCAUUUAUUUUCAUAACAGCUAUUUUGGAGGACUAUUAUUAUUUUUUGUUUCACUGAAAAGUGAAACUUUUUAUCUUCAUCCUACUUCUUUCCGUGUAAAUAAGGCAUUUUCAGAAAUAAUACUUCCGUAUUUGAAAAUUGCUUUUAUAAAACAUUCUAUUAACUUUAGAUGAAUUUUCCAAUCCAUUUUCUUAUUUUGAAAUUAAUUACUUACAAAAUAAAACCGCUGUGUGGCACACUGUUCUCACUGAAACAUCUGUGGGAUGAGGACAAUUGUCAAGCAUUUUUCUAGAAAGCAUUUUAUAGAUAAUGAAUAAAUGCACCAAUGAGAAGAGCGUAAAAAGAAGAACAAUGAUACGUGAAAUGGGGUGUAAAAAUCCCUCACGUUGGCUCAGAACUGAGGGCCCUUAUUGCUGGGAGUGGCUGGGAAUGUUCAGCCUGGAAAAGAGGGGAUUCAGCUGAGGGUGAUCUGAUCAAUGUUUCUAAAUGUCUGCGUCAUAGAAUCACGGAAUCACUAAGGUUGGAAAAGACCUCUCAGAUCCCCAAGCCCGACCCCAGCCCAUCCCACCAUGCCCUCUGACCAUGUUCCUCAGUGCCACAUCUCCACGGUUCUCAAACACCUCCAGGGACAGUGACCCCACCACUUCCCUGACAGUCAGUGCCAAUGCAUCACCACUCCUUCUGAAAAUAAGUUUUUCCUAAUAUCCAACCUGAACCUCUCCUGGUGCAACUUAAAGCCAUUACCUCUCAUCCUAUCACUGCAGGGAAGAUGCAAAGAAAGCAGCCAACCUCUUUUCACUUGGAACACAGAGUUCCUUUCUGAACAUCAAGAAGCACUUCUGUGCAGGUUCCAAAGCAAUAGGUUGCCCAGGGAGGCUGUUGGGUCUCCUUUGGACACAACCUGGACACAAUCCUGGGCACUUUGCUCUGGGUGUCCCUGCUGGAGCAGGGGAUGGAUUAGAUGGAGCCAGAAGUCUCUGUCAACCCCAACCAUCUGUGAUCUUGUAAUGUUAAACACACGCAGUGGGAUCUGGAUUGCUGAGGUGUAUCAGCA